CCAUCACUAAUUCUUCCAGCUCAAACAUUUUCAUGUUUCUCUCCUUGUUUAGAAGAUUGGUGAAACUUCGCGAUGGUGAAGAAAAAGAAGCUUCUCAAGGUUAAAACCAAGAAGGAAGAAAGUGGUACGGCUUCCUCUGCAAGCAAUCAGGGCAGUGAAUCCGACCUUGCCGGUGCGGUGGGAGGUAUGAGAAUUGGUGACAAUCAAGGCGAGGCUUCCUCCUCAUCGGCCUUGUCCCCUGAACAAGCGCUAGGUGGUACCCGUCGCUUGAGUGCUGCCUCUAGUAGAUCAAGCCUCAUGAGUCCGACGUCAGCCACCAGUGACGAUUCGUCGUCAAGAAGCAGCGCCCAAUCAGUGCUGAGUCCGGCCUCCACUUCCAGCGCUUACAGCCAUGCUGGACUUAGAGGAGUAGCAGGUUCAGUUGGUGCUGGAAGUGAGUCUGACGGUGCAUGGGGGCCUGUGAAUUCUCCUCUAGAAGGCGCUAUCAGUCCCGAUGUCUCUCAAAAAACCGCCAAAAUAAUUGCCAAGGAAAAUUUUUUGUUUAGAAGAAGGAUAUUCAAUGAGACGAAGGAAAAGCAGGAAACAACUGAUCCAGAUUAUGUGGCGUACGUGAACCACUUCGAAAUCACCAUAAAUCCAAAGGUCAAAAUCUACAUGUAUGAUGUCAGGAUGAAUAUUUUUCGUGAUGACCGUACAGAAGGCAAAGAAUGCCCCAGCAAAUUCCGCAGGGAUGCUUUAAAGGAAUUUCUUAUACAGCAGUCUAUUACAAAGUUUCCUGCGUAUGACGGCAGCCAUAUGUUGUACUGCAGCGCGAAAUUGUCAGAGAAUAAGACGGAGUUAAGUGAUGUUGUCCACGUUGAAGAGAUUUUGCCUGGAAACUUAACCAAGACCAUAGGAAUCAAAGUCGUGGUGAAAGAAUGCCAGAAGCCUUCAAGUGUGCAAAUUGGUGAUAUCAUUGAGUACGCCAAAAUUCCAUCAAUAUUCAAUGGCAAGACUUAUCCUCAAAAACCUAUUCAAGCGCUUGAAGUGAUUCUUCUCAGCGCUGGACUGGAGAGAGACAAUACGUUCAAAGUCGGGCGAAGCAUUUUCAAGGUUCCUGCUGACAGACCCGAACCACAAGGUCUUACAGGUGGGGCCGAGCACUGGUCAGGCCUUUUCCAAACUAUUGCUGUUGGUGAAAUGCCCUACAAUAGCAUUAAAUCAAAAUGUCAGCCCCAAUUCUUCCUGUGCUUGGAUGCUGCUCACUGUGCUUUCCGGAAGCCGCAACCAGUGACCGAAUUGAAAAAGAUUACUGCACUCCAAGACUUCUUGAGAGGUGCGAAGAUUCAGUAUGAAGUGCGUACCCCAAACGUGUCGCUAACCAGGCUAUUGAAUGCGACUGGGCUUGGUAGAGCUCCUAACAAAACCGAGUGCGUUUUCACUUGA
Cloeon dipterum is the source of this 1425-nucleotide messenger RNA. RefSeq names its product protein argonaute-2-like. NCBI's taxonomy places the organism in Eukaryota, Metazoa, Arthropoda, Insecta, Ephemeroptera, Baetidae. The coding region runs from base 73 to 1425 and encodes 450 amino acids. Gene Ontology annotation, biological process: regulatory ncRNA-mediated post-transcriptional gene silencing. The transcript is spliced from 9 exons. Gene Ontology annotation, molecular function: single-stranded RNA binding; RNA endonuclease activity. The record is from RefSeq and is a predicted model, not a curated record.